This is a messenger RNA of Carassius gibelio (silver crucian carp), 3887 nucleotides long. RefSeq names its product abhydrolase domain containing 12, lysophospholipase (gene abhd12). Gene Ontology annotation, biological process: monoacylglycerol catabolic process; phosphatidylserine catabolic process. Lineage: Eukaryota; Metazoa; Chordata; Actinopteri; Cypriniformes; Cyprinidae. The transcript is spliced from 13 exons. Gene Ontology annotation, cellular component: endoplasmic reticulum membrane. The record is from RefSeq and is a predicted model, not a curated record. The coding region runs from base 86 to 1435 and encodes 449 amino acids. Gene Ontology annotation, molecular function: monoacylglycerol lipase activity; phosphatidylcholine lysophospholipase A1 activity.
GGAAGGCCGGAGGAGCCUGCGCUGAUCAGCUGGUCUCUGCAGAUAUCCGACUCCUGCAAAACGAUGUAAGGAGAAAAAGUGCUGAAUGUCACAAUUGCCGGGAGGUGAAACACCGGAUCACACACACCGUCGCGGUUCGCCGACCGACCGGAUCCAGCACGGCUGCAAGAUUUUUUUUUUCAGCAGCUCUUCCGCUCGAUUCAACGUGAUACGCGGACGACUACAGUAUAAUCCCAGUCUCAUCUGUGUGUGUUUACCUGUGCUGUUUCACGUUUCAGUAAUGCGAAAGCGAAAAGGCAGCGCAGACCAUGACAGCUCGUUCACGGCUAGCGUUACACUACUGGACGGCAGCUCCGAUCUAAAGCAGUGCCACAAAAAGACAGACGCUGCCUCUGAUCCAGGAGGCUCGGGUACCGCGAUGGGGAGACGCUACAGGAGGGGUGGUCUGAUAUGGAGGCUGAGGAGGAUACUGAUCUGGGUGCUGGGAAUCUACAUCGCAGUCCCUGUUAUCAUCAAAGUCUGUCCAUCAAUACAAGCUAAAUUAGUCUUUUUAAACUUUGUGCGAGUGCCGUAUUUUAUAGAUCUGAAGAGACCACAGGAUCAGGGCUUGAAUCACACUCGCAACUUCUACCUGCAGCCUGAGGAGGGAAUUAACAUUGGAGUGUGGCACACAGUACCUUCAGUGAUGUGGAGGGAGGCUCAGGCAAAAGAUGCUGAAUGGUAUGAAAAAAGCUUCCAGUCCAGUCAUCCAGUCCUCCUUUAUCUCCAUGGCAAUGCUGGAACAAGAGGAGGAGAUCACAGGGUUCAGCUGUACAAGGUUCUUAGUUCAUUAGGCUACCAUGUAGUCACAUUCGAUUAUAGAGGUUGGGGUGACUCUGAGGGCAGCCCUUCAGAGAAAGGCAUGACGUCAGAUGCUCUCUUCCUCUACCAGUGGAUAAAGCAGCGGAUUGGCCAGAAGCCUCUGUACAUCUGGGGUCACUCGCUCGGCACAGGAGUGGCCACUAACCUAGUGAGACGUCUGUGUGACAGGGGAACGCCCCCAGACGCCCUAAUUUUAGAGUCACCCUUUACCAAUAUCAGAGAAGAAGCCAAGAGCCAUCCCUUCUCUAUGGUUUACAGAUAUCUGCCAGGCUUUGACUGGUUCUUCCUGGAUUCUAUUACUGCAAAUGAUAUCCGAUUUGCCAGUGAUGAAAAUGUCAACCACAUAUCCUGUCCGGUUCUGAUACUGCACGCAGAAGACGACACAGUCGUACCUUUCCAGCUGGGAAAGAAGCUAUAUGAUUUGGCGGCUCAGAGCAAGAGUCUGAAUGGUCAUAAGGUUCAGUUCAUCCCGUUCCCCAGCUCUCUGGGCUACAGACACAAGUUCAUCUACAAGAGCCCACAGCUUUCACAUAUACUCAGUGAUUUCCUCAAUGCGCCGCAUCCUCACGUGUAGUCAGGAUCAUUUCAGCCGACUGCCCUCUCUCACACACUCUCAGUAAAACACACACACAUCUAUGUGAUCUGCACCGUGUACUUGCACACACAAGCAUGGACUGAAGAUGCACCAGUUCUUUUGCAUUCCUUUGUUAACCUAAAACCUGGAGGGAGAAAGUUCUCAUCAUUAAGAAAGUGACAGGGCUGAGUGCUUUCUUACACCGCCUCCUGUUGCCAUGGUAACAGAUCUGAAGUGGCAGCUGGAGCAUGAAGUAUGCAAAAUAAUAUGCAGAUAAUGCACUUAAAUAAUGCUUAAGUCAACAACCCCUUUUCAAAGGAGAGACGUACUGAUGAAGUUUUAGCGAUGGCACUGCGAAGACCCCAUGAGGAUUAUGAUCAAAGGGAUGAAAGAGGACAAGUUGCUAUAAUGAUGUCAUUGUCAGUGCUUGCUGACUGCAGUUCACUCCUUUUUUACGAACAUAAAACAACGACAAUAUCAUGGACCUUAUUUCAAUUCUGAAAUCCACUCAAUGUGAACAGCGAGUUGUGUACAAUAAAAUGUAUUUUCUUUUUUUUUUCGACUUUAUUUUUCUCACGAUUUGAAUCAUUUUGCUAGUUAAAACUAUUUUAAUGCAAUGUUAUGUGUAUUGUGAUUAUGCUGUUGUGUUUGCUUGGUAUGUAUGCAACUCAACUGCAUCACAACUGAAUGAGUUUUCAUUAUUUUAAUGCAUUUGGUUGCUCAAUACUAGUUUGCAUGUCUGUUACUGAAGAUAUAAAAGAUUGUUGCACAGACAAAAGACAACAGAAAACUGUAUGAAACCUUUUUCUUUACUUGGUUAUGUGGGUUAUAUAUUUUCUUUGGUCUUUAUACUCUCACUUUGCACAUUCCAAAAAUAAAUAAAUAAAAUUAAUUAUUACCAUAUGUUGAAUACCAAAAUCAAAAACCUUAGUGACAAAUCUUAAUUUAUUUUUAUUACAUUUAUUACCCAAGUGAUAUACACUAUUGUUCAAGGAGUCUUAUGCUCAUCAAGGCUACUUUUUAAUUGAUCAGAAGUACAGUAAGAACUUAUUUAAACAAAUGUAUUCUUCAAUAUUAUUAAAAAUGUUAAUAUAUUUUAAUUUUAUUCCUGUGAUGUGAAUCGAAAUUUUCUCCAGUCUUCAGUGUUACAUAAUCCUAAUCAUUCUAAUAUGCUGAUUCGGUGCUCAAAAACGUUUCUUAUUAUUAUUAAUGUGCUGCUUAAUAUUUUUGUGUAAACUAUGACGCCUUUCUCAGAAAGUUUAAAGGAACAGCAUUUUUUGACAUGUCAAUGUUUUUACUGUCACUUUUGAUCAAUUUAAUGUGUUCUUGCUGAAUAAAAAUAUGAAUUUCUUUCCAAAAGAACCCCCCAAAAUUCGGAAUUUUCUAUAACCAGCUCAUUUACUCAAAAUUAACUUUUAGCGUAUCUUGCAAUGUUUUAUAAUUGUGUUCUUUAAUUUGGUGGAAUAUGUGUAAUGGAUUGUAACAUGCACAAAGUAAAUGAGGCAAUACUCUAGUCAAGGAUACCAAGAUCCAUGACUCUACGAAACAGUGAGCAAUAAUGACACAUCUUUGAUUUGCUCUAAUGUCUUGUCAUGUGUAUAUGAUGAAUAUAUUUGCUUCACAGUGUGCACUGACCAUCUGACAAUUCUUAUUUGCAUAUUUAAAGUAAUUGUCACUGUAAUACAGCCCCAUUGAGACUCAAGGUCUGCUGUAUUGUUGCUCUGUGUGUCAGGUUAUAUAUAUAUAUAUUUUUUUUUUUCUCAAAUCUUUCUGCUCAAAUUUGAUUUAAAUUUCUUUAGGGCUGAUAAUAAUAACAAGGUUAUGUGUGCAUGCAAGCUUUAAUGGUAGAUCUAGGCUGUCCGCUGGUGUUAUUGAUGUUAUUUUCGGAAAGAAAUUGUAUUAUAAUUUUUGUUUUCAUCUGCUGUCGUGUGACUGAUGCAGUGAAAGAAAAACACAACCAAAAUCUCUUAGCUUGUGAAGGACUAUGUAGAAAUGAUGUAGAAAUGAUCAUUUUAGCAAGACCACCAGGUUAUAGAUGAAGUGCAAUAAUAUCUAAAGCAGAAGGACAAACAUAUGUUAGACCAAAAAAAAAAAAACCUAUAUAUGAACAUGAAGCCGCUCACUUAUUCAGUAUAUUCCAUUGAACUAGAAUGUAAAAAUGGACCAUAAAAUAUUUGGAUGUUAAUGCUCUGAACUCAAGAUAUUAUUCUGCUGUCUUUGUUGAUGUUGACCAAACUUUGCAUAUUUGAAGCCAACACUUCUUAUAUUUAAAAAUUAUUUUUUGUAAUGAAAUACUGCCCAGUUAUUUCAACAGCAAUGGUUACUUUUUGCAGAAUAUAUCAUGAGUGGUUUACAAUGUUUGUUUUGUUCUAAGCUGCUAAAAUUAACAGGACACAUGCACAGAAGUAAGUACACAAUGUUUAUUUGUAAACAAUAAAAGACUGGAUAAGAA